Molecule: messenger RNA, 1149 nt
Organism: Fusarium venenatum
Lineage: Eukaryota; Fungi; Ascomycota; Sordariomycetes; Hypocreales; Nectriaceae
Product: mitochondrial biogenesis AIM24-domain-containing protein
Biological process (GO): inner mitochondrial membrane organization
Cellular component (GO): mitochondrial inner membrane
Source: RefSeq, a predicted model, not a curated record
AUGCGAGGCCAAUUGACGUUAUCAAGAGCGGCCCGAGGGCUGAGACUGAGGGCAUUGCCUUCAUAUGCCUGCACCCAGUCUCAGUGCAGGUCCAUACAGAUCAGCGCUGCGCCGAGCACUGAAGCGCCCAAAGUUGGUGGUGAUGCUUUCGGAGCUCUUGAGACGAGGGAUCCUGCGGAUGCUCGAUUCGAGGUCCUCGGCUUGCCAUAUUCCCUACUAUCUGUGACCCUGUCGGCAUCGCAGAAGCUCUAUACUCGGCGGGGCACAUUGGUUGCUGUUGCCGGCAAGCCUGAAAAUGCCCAAUCUACCCUCUCGAUCCUCAACCCGAUUACACGAGCCCUCCUCGGCGUCCCCUUCCUCUACCAGCGCAUCUCAGCUACAACACCCAUCACAGCCUUGAUCUCGACCAAGUCACCCACAACCACAUUCAAAAUCCUCCACCUCGAUGGAACAACAGACUGGAUGAUCGCUCAAAGGAAUGCAUUGUUGGCUUGGACAGGACAUACUCUUUCACCCUCAGCGCGCAUCCAGAGCAGCCUGACACUCGCACACUGGGGUAAUACACUGUUGACAGGACGAGGUCUUGCUGCUCUAUCAGCACCUGGACAGAUUUACGAACUUACGCUCAAGGAGGGCGAGGAAUUUGUGGCCCACCCUGGAAGUGUUGUUGCAUACUCCAUCAGUCGAUAUCCUCCUCAGCCUUUCCGCUUCAAGAGCAACAGUCUACGACUACAGGUGCCCUCACUAUCGCGAUGGGUCUCAGAGCCUGAGUGGGUCAAGUCUGUUCGCAGCUCUGAGAUCUGGAAGUAUCUAGCACGAGCUUUCUACGGCUUGAGAACAGCGACCCGCCGAACUAUCUGGGGUGAUCGCCUCUUCCUACAGUUCCACGGACCUACAAAAAUUCUCAUGUCUAGCCGAGGUGUGCGUGCUUCAGAUGUACUCACCAACAAGCAAGUGAAUGAGAUCGCCGACUCUGAACCCGGCGUGCUCUCCCAGGCUGUCGAGCUGAGCGACAAGCCCAAGCUGACAGAUGGUGCCGGACAGGGACUGGAUGAUAAAUCCGUGACUGGAAUUCACGUUGCCAAAGUUGAGAAGGAUGGCAAGGUCAAGUUCGAAGAUAACAAGGACCUUAAGGAGUUUAUCCGAUGA